AUGAGAGCCUUUCCCCGCCCUCUUCUCACCCCAUGGGUAUAUAAAUGCAGCUGUUUGCACACCCAGCCAGCAGAAGCUCCCUCAGCGAGGACACCAGGGCACCAGCCAGGAGAGAGAGAAGCAACUGCAGACCCCCUGGAAAUAACCUCUCAGACGACACACCCCCAGACAAGCAGCCAGGCGAUUCUCUCCCUCUAAUACACACUGCCCCAGGGCUCUACCAUCUCCCAGCUGGACCCGAGCCCCUCUGGGAAGAACGCCAUGAGCACUGAAAGCAUGAUCCGGGACGUGGAGCUGGCCGAGGAGGCACUCCCUAAGAAGGCAGGGGGCCCCCAGGGCUCCAGAAGGUUCUUGUGCCUCAGCCUCUUCUCCUUCCUCCUCGUUGCAGGAGCCACCACGCUCUUCUGCCUGUUGCACUUCGGAGUGAUCGGCCCCCAGAGGGAAGAGCUCCCAGAUGGCCUCCAACUAAUCAACCCUCUGGCCCAGACAGUCAAAUCAUCUUCUCGAACUCCAAGUGACAAGCCUGUAGCUCAUGUUGUAGCAAACCCCGAAGCUGAGGGGCAACUCCAGUGGCUGAGCCGGCGUGCCAAUGCCCUCCUGGCCAAUGGUGUGGAGCUGACAGAUAACCAGCUAAUAGUGCCAUCAGACGGGCUGUACCUCAUCUACUCCCAGGUCCUCUUCAAGGGCCAAGGAUGCCCUUCCACCCAUGUGCUCCUCACCCACACCAUCAGCCGCUUCGCCGUCUCCUACCAGACCAAGGUCAACCUCCUCUCUGCCAUCAAGAGCCCUUGCCAAAGGGAGACCCCAGAGGGGACUGAGGCCAAGCCCUGGUACGAGCCCAUCUACCUGGGAGGGGUCUUCCAACUGGAGAAGGGUGAUCGACUCAGCGCUGAGAUCAACCUGCCUGACUAUCUCGACUUUGCCGAGUCUGGGCAGGUCUACUUUGGAAUCAUUGCCCUGUGAGGGGGCGGGACAUCCAUCCUUGCCCACCUCAACCCCUUUAUUAUCUACUCCCUCUGACCCCCCUCAUCCCCUUCUGGCUUAGAAAGAGAAUUAGGGGCUCAGGGCUGGGCCCCAAGCUUAGAACUUUAAACAACAACACUUAGAAACCUAAGAUCCAGGGAUGUGUGACCCGGACACUGGAGCAUUGGCCCCUACCAAGAAUGCAAACUGGGGCUUCCAGCGCUCACUGGAGACCUCAGGUUUGGAUCCCUGAACGCAACCUGGAACACUUGGAAUGUGGGAGUCAGGGAACCUUUAGUUCUGGCUAGAACACUUCAGAACGUCCCUUGAGAAGAUCUCACCUAGAACCUGACGUGAGUGGACCUCAGGCGUCCCUUUCUUUAAAUGUUUCCAGACUCUUCCUGAGAAGGAAAGCCCAGCCCCUCCCACAUGGGGCCAGCUCUCUCUAUUUAUGUUUGCACUUGUGAUUAUUUAUUAUUUAUUUAUUAUUUAUUUAUUUACUGAUGAAUGUGUAUUUAUUUGGGAGGUUGGGGUGUCCUGGAGACCAAAUGUAGGGGCUGCCUUGGCUCAGACAUGUUUUCUGUGAAAACGGAGCUGAACUCUAAGGCUGUUCCCACCUGGCCUCCUGGCCUCUGUGCCUCCUUUUGCUUACGUUUUUCAAAAAUAUUUAUCUGAUCCAGUUAUCUAAAUAAUGCUGAUUUGGUGACUGACUGUCGCUACAUCGCUGAACCUCUGCUCCCCAGGGGAGUUAUGUCUGUAACCGCCCUACUGGUCAGUGGCGAGAAAUAAAACGUGCUUAAAAAAGAAA
Molecule: messenger RNA, 1771 nt
Organism: Leptonychotes weddellii (Weddell seal)
Lineage: Eukaryota; Metazoa; Chordata; Mammalia; Carnivora; Phocidae
Gene: TNF
Product: tumor necrosis factor
Biological process (GO): extrinsic apoptotic signaling pathway via death domain receptors; immune response; positive regulation of extrinsic apoptotic signaling pathway
Cellular component (GO): cell surface; membrane
Molecular function (GO): tumor necrosis factor receptor binding; cytokine activity
Source: RefSeq, a predicted model, not a curated record